Molecule: messenger RNA, 639 nt
Organism: Penicilliopsis zonata CBS 506.65
Lineage: Eukaryota; Fungi; Ascomycota; Eurotiomycetes; Eurotiales; Aspergillaceae
Exons: 1
Coding region: 1-639 (212 amino acids)
Biological process (GO): protein transport; endosome transport via multivesicular body sorting pathway; late endosome to vacuole transport
Cellular component (GO): ESCRT III complex; multivesicular body
Source: RefSeq, a predicted model, not a curated record
AUGAGGAAGUGCAAUGCCUUGAUUCGCGCCAAUACCCGUCAAUUGGACCGAGAUAUAUCCCAGUUGAAAACACUGGACAGUAAGACACGACAGUUGAUCAUCAACGCUUCACGGCGGGCGGAGCGCAACCCCUCGCAGGCCAAACAGGCCAACGCUGAAACCCGAACGUUUGCACGCGAGCUAGUUCGCAUUCGCAAGCAGUCCUCCCGUUUGAACACAAGCCGCGCACAGCUGCAGAGUGUCCAGAUGCAGGUCAAUGAGGCCUUUUCGGUACGCAAGAUCCAAGGGAGUCUGAAGAAAUCGACAGGGAUCAUGAAGGAUGUGAACACACUGGUCCGGCUACCAGAACUGUCGGCAACCAUGCACCAGCUCUCGAUGGAACUAGUGCGGGCGGGGAUCAUCGAGGAGAUGGUCAGCGACGCGAUCCCAGACAACGAGAUUCUGGAAGACGAGGAAGAAGAGGUCGACGCCGAGGUAGACAAGGUCUUGCAGGAUAUUCUCCGUGGGAAACUAUCCCAGGUGGAGGCUGUCAAGCCAGAGAAGCCGCUCGAAGAAGAACCCAUGGCCGAAGAGGAGUUUGAGGACCAAGAGGCAACACUUAAGCAGAUGCGUGGUCGUCUGGAGGCUCUGAAAAGCUGA